AUGGCUCCGAAGGACACCUUCUUCCGCUCGUCGGAUAUGAGCUUGACGCAGCUCUAUAUCGCGAAUGAGAUCGGUCGUGAGGUUGUUAGCGCCCUUGGUGAGCUUGGGCAGGUGCAGUUUCGGGAUCUCAACCCCGAGACGAAUGCAUUCCAGAAGACAUUUACGAAGGAGAUCCGUCGGUUGGACAAUGUUGAACGGCAGCUCCGUUACUUCCAUGCCCAGAUGGACAAGGCUGGGAUUCAGAUGAGGCCGUCAUCUGAGUUCUCCGAUACCUUGGCUGCUCCGUUGGCCUCAGAGAUCGAUGAGCUUGCCGAACGCAGCGAGAGCUUGGAGCAGCGGAUCGCCUCUCUGAAUGAUAGCUACGAGACAUUGAAGAAGCGCGAGGUCGAGCUGACCGAAUGGCGUUGGGUCUUGAGAGAGGCCGGAGGUUUCUUCGACCGUGCUCACACCCAUACCGAAGAAAUUCGUCAGUCCUUCGACAACGAUGAGGCGCCUCUUCUCCGUGACGUCGAGCAGCAGAACCACCGCGGUCAGAACGGCGACGCACAGGGCCAGCAGUCUUUCCUCGAGAUGAACAUCGGGUUUGUCUCUGGUGUCAUCCCUCGCGACCGGAUCGGCGCCUUUGAGCGGAUUCUGUGGAGGACGCUGCGUGGUAACCUUUACAUGAACCAGUCCGAGAUUCCGGACCCGAUCGUCGACCCGACUACAAAUGAGGAGACACAGAAGAUGGUUUUCGUCAUCUUCGCUCAUGGAAAGAACAUUAUUGCCAAGAUCAGAAAGAUCUCCGAGUCUCUCGGAGCUUCGCUCUACGGCGUCGACGAGAACAGUGAGCUGCGUCGGGACCAGAUCCACGAGGUUAACACGAGGUUGAGCGAUGUCAACAAUGUGCUCCGGAACACGAAGAACACCCUCGACGCGGAGCUUUCUCAAAUCGCCCGCUCGCUGGCCGCUUGGAUGAUCAUUGUCAAGAAAGAGAAGGCUGUUUACGACACUCUUAACAAGUGCUCGUACGAUCAAGCUCGAAAGACUCUGAUUGCGGAGGCUUGGUGUCCUACAAACUCUCUGGCAUUGAUCAAGUCGACCUUGCAGGACGUCAAUGACCGUGCUGGUCUCAGCGUGCCUACGAUCGUCAACCAAAUCCGCACCAACAAGACCCCUCCUACGUAUGUCCGAACCAACAAGUUCACCGAGGCCUUCCAGACUAUCGUCGAUGCGUACGGUAUCUCGAGGUACUCGGAAGUCAAUCCUGGUCUGUAUACUGUGGUUACCUUCCCCUUCCUGUUCGCCGUCAUGUUUGGUGACUUCGGUCACGGUUUCCUCAUGGCUAUGGCUGCUGCUGCCAUGAUCUUCUGGGAAAGACAGUUGUCGAAGACGAAGCUCGACGAACUGACGUACAUGGCUUUCUAUGGUCGUUACAUCAUGCUUAUGAUGGGUAUCUUCUCCAUGUACACCGGUCUCAUCUACAACGAUAUCUUCUCCAAGUCGUUCACCGUCUUCGCGAGUUCCUGGAAGUGGCCUGACAAUAUCGAAGAAGGCCAUUCUUAUGAGGCGUCUUUGAAGGGCAGCUACCGUUUCCCCUUCGGUUUGGAUUGGAACUGGCAUGAGGCUGAGAACAGUCUGUUGUUCACUAACUCGUUGAAGAUGAAGAUGAGUAUUGUCCUUGGUUGGGCACACAUGACCUAUGCCCUUAUCCUGCAGUAUGUCAACGCUCGCCAUUUCAAGUCCAAGGUCGACAUUAUCGGAAACUUCAUUCCUGGCAUCAUCUUCUUCCAGUCGAUCUUUGGUUACCUUGUUAUCACAAUCAUCUACAAGUGGUGCGUGGAUUGGCCGGCUAGGAACCAGUCGCCCCCUGGCCUCCUCAACAUGCUCAUCUUCAUGUUCCUGUCUCCCGGAUCAGUGGAGGAAGAACUCUACUCUGGACAGGCCACCGUCCAAGUUUGUCUCCUGCUCCUUGCUGUCGUCCAGGUUCCCAUCAUGCUCUUCUUCAAGCCGUUCUACCUCCGCCGUGAGCACAACCGCGCCCGCGCCCUCGGCUACCGCGGCCUUGGCGAACACUCCCGCGUCAGCGCCGUCGACGAGGAUGGUGACCUUGACGGCCCCCGCGCAAGCACAACCAGCGACGGUGAAGGCGUUGCCAUGAUCGCCCAGGACCUCGAAGAAGAGCACGAAGAAUUCGACUUCUCCGAAAUCAUGAUCCACCAGGUCAUCCACACAAUCGAGUUUUGCCUUAACUGUAUCUCCCACACAGCCUCCUACCUGCGUCUUUGGGCCCUCUCCCUCGCCCACCAACAGCUCUCCAUUGUCCUCUGGGAUAUGACACUUGGCACCGCAUUCGACCAAGAAGACCCCACCAUCCGCACCAUCAUGAUCGUCGUUACCUUCUACAUGUGGUUCACGCUCACCAUCGCCAUCCUCUGUGUCAUGGAGGGAACUAGUGCCAUGUUGCACUCUCUCCGUCUGCACUGGGUUGAGGCCAUGAGCAAGCACUUCAUGGGCGAGGGUAUUCCCUUUGUGCCGUUUAGCUUCAAGACCCUGCUGGAUGAGGAUCCUGUUGACUAG
Messenger RNA from Aspergillus mulundensis, 2559 nucleotides. Its product is annotated as H(+)-transporting V0 sector ATPase subunit a. Bases 1 to 2559 code for a protein of 852 amino acids. Gene Ontology annotation, cellular component: vacuolar proton-transporting V-type ATPase, V0 domain; fungal-type vacuole membrane; vacuolar proton-transporting V-type ATPase complex. Gene Ontology annotation, molecular function: proton-transporting ATPase activity, rotational mechanism; ATPase binding. Gene Ontology annotation, biological process: proton transmembrane transport; vacuolar acidification. The record is from RefSeq and is a predicted model, not a curated record. The transcript is spliced from 3 exons. NCBI's taxonomy places the organism in Eukaryota, Fungi, Ascomycota, Eurotiomycetes, Eurotiales, Aspergillaceae.